Pelagomonas calceolata is the source of this 1926-nucleotide messenger RNA. NCBI's taxonomy places the organism in Eukaryota, Pelagophyceae, Pelagomonadales, Pelagomonadaceae. The record is from the annotation of a GenBank genome assembly.
CUUUUAAGUCACGUUUGUCCUCUCCGCAGCAGUGAAAAAAGGCAUUCUUUCUGCACGAGAAUUACACGAGAACUACUUUCGCAGCCCAGCGUUCCUUGUCUGGGAAAAGAAAGGGCGGACAGCAAAGAGCAAGGCUCCCUGCAUACAGGAGCCAUGGCAAGCCAAAUGCCGAGGAGCCUCGCCGCGCACAACACGCCGGGUCCAUUCUGGGGCGGCGCGCCCGCGUCCGCGCCGGCGCCGGCGCCCACGCCCACGCCGCCGCCACCGCCUGCGCCGAAGACCCAACAACCGCUGCGCCUCGACCCCUCAUUAAAGCGCCUCCACGACGAACUCGUGGCCCAGAAGGCCGACCCCUCCAUCCUCAAAGAUUGGACGACAGAAAAGCGCAAGGACGGCCCGAAUAGAGGUGAUAGGGUAUACUACGUCGAUCCGACCGGCAAAGCGCAUCGAAGCGCCCCCGCGGCCCGGAGAGCCAUCCUCCAGACCGGGCCCGUGACGCCGCCGAAGAAGCGCAAGACCCAGGAUAAAGAUAGGUCGCAGCUCGUCAAGUGGAAGCUCUCCGGGUGCACGGUGGCCGUCACUCCUGCUCCCCCGCGAACGGAAGCCAAUGAAGCAGAAUUAGCAUUGGAAGGUAAAGUGUUUGAGGACGAAGGCAUCCGGUGGCGCGUCGACGAGGUCUACUUCGACGAAGACGUCAAAGCUCUUUGCGCGUCGUACUAUGAUUUCGACGCUCGAGGCUUCGUGCCACCGGACGACGAGGACGCGUCCGAAGUCACGCCCUUGGAGGAGUUGCGUACGUUCGCGGCCUGGGUCUCGGACCCACGAGUCCUGACGGGGUCGGAGUUACAAUCAGCAAUAAAGAGGGAGGACGACCGGUUGGACGCGCGACGAGCGGCGCGCGUGGCCUGGGACUGCAUCGACGCCCUGGCGGCGCGACGGUUGAGGAGGCAGCCUUGCAUGAAGGAGCUGCCCGUCUGUGCUAUUGGAGACACUCAACGCUGCGGAGAACUCAUGGAGCGCCACGGCGUCGUCGUCUUCCGCAACGUAUUAUCAAAAGAUGAAAUAAAGACGUCCGAAGCUAAGUUCUGGGACUGGGCCGAGACGGCGUCGCCGGGCCUGAAACGAAGUGACCCGAAGACGCACGCCGACCUCGGUAAGAUGGGCUGGGGCGACACCGGGAUUGUGGCCAAGCAGGGCAUCGCCCAGUCGCCAUUCAUGUGGGGGGUUAGGUGCGCGCAAGGUGUACGGAAGGCCUGGGCCACCGUGUUAGAUUCAAAUGAAUUGAGCGUGUCCUUCGACGGGGCCGGCGCGUGGCUCAACCCGCACAUUCAUGGCGAGGGCGUCGCGACGCGCGGCAAGUGGUACCACAUCGACCAGUUCUACGGGAAGACGCCCCAUCGUAAAGGUUUUCAGGGUCUCGUGACGUUGUACGAAGCUGAUCAUGACACGGGCUCCUUCGUCUGCCUGCCCGGCUCGCACCGCGACUACGAGCGGAACUGUCGAGGAAGGAACCCGCUGGGGAAUUUCGUCAGGAUGAGUGGCAAGAAGGACGCGGACUACUGCGCCUACCGCGCCGUGCAGGUCGCGCCCCUGUCCGCGGGAGAUUUAGUGGUCUGGGAUUCAAGGGUCGUGCACUGCUCGGCGGGCUUCGACGCGAAGUCGGACCCGGCGAAUUUGUUAAAACUUCGGAACGUGGCGGAGCAGCCGCCCCUAGCUAGGCUCGUCGCGUACGUGGCGUGCGCGCGCAAGGACGCGGUGUCUGAUACAGUACGCGAGAAGCGGCGCGAGGCGGUUUUGAAAGGAUACGGGGGCAACGCCUUCUCGUCCCACGACGCGUCGACGCUGCGCAGGGCCGAGACGCCCGCGGGCUACCGGGUGCCCGACGAGAGUUCGCCGGUGUGGGACCUAAUCUAAAGUUAAACUUUU